UUAUAUUUUGUUUUUACUUCAACACGUUAUUUUUUUUAGUAUUUUUUAGCGAAGUGUCAUAUUUAAUGAUCAUAAGUUAUUUUGAAUGUAAUGUAACUUUUAAAAUGACUAAUAAGUAAUAUAAACUAGAACUUACAGCUAAAUGGCAUACAUUUUGAUCGUAUUACUAAUAACUCUAACAAUAAUUGCAAAUUAUCAUACAUCAACUUCGGAAGCCUAUCCACUUGAAGGAAAAUCAAAGAAAAAGUUCAAAACUACGAACAUGAUUUAUGCUCGCCGAGCAGACACUACAAAAACAAAUAUUACCACAACCACUUUAAUAGAUCCAAAUAUGAAGUUCAAGUUUGGGAUAACUUAUCCUCUCGGUGUGAAGACUCACGCAGGAUAUUCGGUUGAUCUGGUGACAAGAAAAACGCCCCCCACUAACUUCUUUCCCAUGGGAUCUUCGCUUUUCACCGUCACGCAGUUCCCCAUACCACAUUUGUGGAUGGUAGAAUACUCUAGACAAGAUAACUGUGAUUUUAUCAUCAGACUUUGUAUGAAAGCAUAUGACACUGGCUUCGUCUGCGCAACAGCAUUGCGAGGAGAAAAGUUCACGUUCGAGAAUUACUGCUCAAUGAAUUAUGCUAACUGCAACUUGAGAUCUGAUGUUUGGCAAGUGGCCUACUUUGGGCACUGUUUGCUACCAAGAAUGCCAGAUAACGGUGAAGAAUAUGAUAUCGAAGGAGAUAACUUCUUGGAAAGUGCGAUUAUAAACGAGCCACCAUUCAAUCCUUUAACAGGGGAACAAGAAGGUCUAUUUUAG
Messenger RNA from Leguminivora glycinivorella, 805 nucleotides. RefSeq lists its product as uncharacterized. The transcript is spliced from 7 exons. Bases 143 to 805 code for a protein of 220 amino acids. Lineage: Eukaryota; Metazoa; Arthropoda; Insecta; Lepidoptera; Tortricidae. The record is from RefSeq and is a predicted model, not a curated record.